AUGGCGGGUGGCAUGAUGGUGGGUCGCACGAUGCUGGCACCCCUUCUGGUGCUGAACCUCAUCAUGUACAUCGUGGUCAUCGGUUUCGCCAGCUGGAACCUGAACCACUUCAUCAACGGGCAGACCAACUACCUGGGCGUCGCCGGCAACUGCGCCACCUUCUACUUCCUUGUGUUCGCCAUCCUGGCUGGGGUGGUGGGCGCCGCCUCCAAGCUGGCCGGGAUCCACCACGUGCGCUCCGCAGGGCGCGGGGACAGCCUCACCGCCAGCGCGGCCUCCUCCCUCAUCGCCUGGGCUAUCACGGUGCUCGCCUUCGGCCUCGCCUGCAAGGAGAUCCACGUCGGCGGCAAUGCAGAUGGCGCCUCAGGGUGCUGGAGGCCUUCGUCAUCAUCCUCGCAUUCACGCAGCUGCUCUACGUGCUCAUGCUCCACACCGGCCUCUUUGGCGGCAACCAGUCACACGCCCACGGCGGAUACCCCGCGGCGGCGGAUCACUAUGCUGGCGCAGGUGCAGGCGGCGUCGACAAGCCCAUGGCCAGGGUCUAAUUAA
Messenger RNA from Miscanthus lutarioriparius, 549 nucleotides. Lineage: Eukaryota; Viridiplantae; Streptophyta; Magnoliopsida; Poales; Poaceae. The record is from the annotation of a GenBank genome assembly.